Galeopterus variegatus (Sunda flying lemur) is the source of this 2233-nucleotide messenger RNA. It is a transcript of the gene CD82, whose product is annotated as CD82 molecule. The record is from RefSeq and is a predicted model, not a curated record. NCBI's taxonomy places the organism in Eukaryota, Metazoa, Chordata, Mammalia, Dermoptera, Cynocephalidae. The coding region runs from base 136 to 948 and encodes 270 amino acids. Gene Ontology annotation, cellular component: membrane. The transcript has 9 exons.
CUCUGGGAGGGGGACGCUGGAGUGACUGAGCCAAGGGCUGCGCCGUCGGACGCUGACUGGGACGCGAGCGGGCGACGCCGGGCUUGCAGCGCGGAGGAAAAAGCAGAGCCAGCAGGGAGCUCCAGGACCAGCAGGAUGGGGUCAGCCUGUAUCAAAGUCACCAAAUACUUUCUCUUCCUCUUCAACUUGCUCUUCUUUAUCCUGGGUGCAGUGAUCCUGGGCUUCGGGGUGUGGAUCCUGGCCGACAGGAGCAGUUUCAUCUCUGUCUUGCAAACCUCCUCCACCUCGCUCAGGAUGGUGGCCUAUGUCUUCAUCAGCGUAGGGGCAUUCACCGUGCUCAUGGGCUUCCUGGGCUGCAUUGGCGCCGUCAACGAGGUCCGCUGCCUGCUGGGGCUGUACUUUGCCUUCCUUCUCCUGAUCCUCAUUGCCCAAGUGACUGCUGGGGUCCUCUGCUACUUCAAGAUGGGUGAGCUGAAACAGGAGAUGGGCAACAUCGUGAUAGACCUCAUUCGGAACUACAAUGAGAGCCAUGAGGACAGCCUGCAGGAAGCCUGGGACUACGUGCAGGCUCAGAUGAAUUGCUGUGGCUGGAUAAGCUUCUACAAUUGGACGUACAAUGCUGAGCUCAUGAAUCACACUGAGGUCACCUACCCCUGUUCCUGCAAGGAAGAGGAUGACAAGGGGGAAGAGGAUGACAGCUACAUCAUAAGGAAGGGCUUCUGCGAGACCCCCGGCAAUAGCACCCAGAGUGGCAACAGCCCUGAGAAGUGGCCUGUGUACCAGGAGGGUUGCAUGGAAAAGGUGGAGGCGUGGUUGCAGGAGAACCUGGGCGUUAUCCUCGGCGUGUGUGGGGGCAUCGCUGUCAUUGAGCUCCUGGGGAUAUUCCUGUCCAUCUGCUUAUGCCGGCACGUCCGCUCUGAAGACUACAGCAAAGUCCCCAAGUAUUGAGGCAGCUGCUGUCCUCACGUCCCUUCCCGUUCCCCAACCUCAGGGCUUCCAGGGCUCUCCCUGGCUCCCUCCUCCAGGCCUGCCUCCCUCCUCACUGCCAAGGCCCCUUGUCCAUCCUUUGCUGGCUGGAAGCAGGGCUUUCUAGGGCCUGGCCCCCUCCCCCUACCUUUCUGCUGCCAGCCUGGAGCCCAGGCUGUUCUGUGGCUCUCAGCUCACUGCCCUCCAGGGUUCUCUUAGCAACUCAGAGGAAAUGCUCCCUGCAGCAUCCCCAUGCAGGUAGGCUGGGUCUCCACCUGCCCUCAAGGCUGUGUAUAUUGUAUAGGGGAAAGUGUAUUAAAAUUGGGGGGUGGGGUGGGAUAAGGAACCCUGGGCUGUCACGGGACUGCCCACUGGGUGGGUCAACUCUUUUUCCACUAUGAUGCUUAUAUCUUUGGUUUUUCAUAUUUUUAUUGAAGGUAGUGGGAGAGGGUGGGCUUUACCUGACAUUAAGGGACAGCACCCUCUCCUAGGCCUGGCAUGGCCCAUCCAGGCAGCUCAGAUCAGCCUGGGCCAUGCUGUAGGGGCGGAACCGAAGUGAGCUCAGCUGAAGGGGUCUGCCUGAGUAAGGGGAUCUGGCCUGGCUCUGGGCUGCUUAGGGACAGAGAGCCCUGCAUUCUCCAGGAUCCUGAGCUGUCCAAGGAGGAGGGGAGGAGGACAUCUUCUCCUGGGAGAAGCUAGGCUGGCCUUUCCUGGCAAGCUGUCCUCUGAGCCCCCAGAAGUGGGGUGGGUAAGGCUGUGCCUUGUAGGGGUAGUGGGGAGGGGCUCUGUGUGCACAGUUCUAUAAAACAUACUCAAGAUUCAAAGACUGACUAUUAAAGAGGGUUUGUAACAAUCCAGUCUGAGAUGGUAAAGAUGCUGCUUCCCAGGACGGGGCAGGACCAAAAGGGAGACAUGUGAGCACAGCAGCUGGGCCUGCUGGAAAGAGUGGUGGGUCCCUCGCUGCUGCCCUAGGAGCAUCUCCGGCCCUGCUCAGCCUGCUACAUGAGGAGCAUAAUGGUCCUGGUCCUUGGUCAGCCUGCCUGGCUGCUGGGGUGCCUGGAGUUUGAUUUUUGUGUUAAAACAGGCAUAGAUCUUACCUCUCGAUUCCUGCUUCUGACACCAGGGUACAAGUGCCCCAGAAGGUGCACAAAAGUGGGCUGGCAAGGGUUCAGAUGCCCAUACCAGCCAGCUGCACACACACAAAAGUGGGCUGGCAAUGGUUGGAAGGGGCAGUGAAGCCACAGAAUAAACUUGGCCUAUCUUUCUA